GCACUCCGAAUCGCUUUUGAACUUAUUCCGUCACAGGCGCAUUUUGUGUGCGUGGUUGCGACUUCGCCCAGGUCUCAACUCUCCUUCACCCGUGCCGACUUGCAGCCGCAGCGUAUAAAAACGAGGGGCCGUCGCACUGUCAUCACUCCAGGCCUGCGGUACGGACCAAGUCCCGUCCCGAUUGCUGGUGCGGCGCGUCUGGCAUUGCCUUCGUGACACUGUCACAGCACUGUGAGCACGAUUGACGCUUUGCUCUCCCGCCGUCUUCAGGUGCACGCAACCUUCGUCCCGUUCGAAAUGAACAACAAGCCUGCGGCCGAGGCCGAGGCGGGCAGCGGCUCACAGGCCGUGGAUGAGGCUCAGCUCAAUGAGGCGAUGAAGCGCCUCAAGCUCCUUCACAUCAAGUCACGACUUCUACGCGAUACCAUACCAAGGAUGAUAGAGCCCCUAGUUCAGAAGCAGCCAUCACCCGACGUCAUGUUCACCUCUUUUGUCAAGGCCGUCGCCGAUGCUCAAACAGAAGUCAAGGACUUUACUGACCUUAUGAGAGACGAAGAGAGCAAAAAGGCCAUGGCCAUGGCUGACAAGAGUCGCGAAGAAAAUCCGUUUGGCAUCAAGCCGUGGAGGCACAAGGAUCAUCCGGAUUGGUUUGACAUGGACAAGGACUGAAGAUGCACCCUCUGUCAGCUGUCAUCGCUGUGAACUCAUUUGACAUUGGGCAGAGGAGGCGGCAGCGCCGAUGCGAGAUGGACACGACAUGGGGAGUUUGGGCAAUGCUUCUCUUUUUGGUCCUCCAGGUUUAUCUAGAUUCCCCGACAUGAAUGAUAUGCAUAACGUCAC
Messenger RNA from Purpureocillium takamizusanense, 840 nucleotides. RefSeq lists its product as uncharacterized. The record is from RefSeq and is a predicted model, not a curated record. The transcript is spliced from 4 exons. The coding region runs from base 298 to 669 and encodes 123 amino acids. Lineage: Eukaryota; Fungi; Ascomycota; Sordariomycetes; Hypocreales; Ophiocordycipitaceae.